AAAACGAAAAAGUAAAAGGAGGGAAGAAAAACAUAUUUUAAAAGAGUUUUGAGGUGGCGGCAUCAAUCCUUAAGUCCAGAUAGGUCCAUCCCCUACUUGCUCAGUGGAGCUUCUUUGGUACCCAGGGAGCCUAGUUGCUAAGAGACCAUGCUAAUGAGGACUCGCCCACUACCAAGAUGGCAAGCAAUUCAGCUUCAUUCCAGAAAUCAUGCUUUUCCUAUGGAGCCAUUUUGGAGUCUGGCAAAAAUGUCAACGCUCCGAAUGGACGCAAGAUCCAGUCAUUACAGGCAAAGAAACAAAUGCAAAGUAUCAAUUAAGGCCUAGACAAAGAGUGGUCAGCUUCUAUUAUUUUCAAGGGUCUUCCAAUGGAGUCCGGAAGCCCUGUGCCCUUAAUCAAAAUGGCCGUUCAGAGGGCCUCAGUGCGUGAUGAAAUAUGGCGGCUCUUCCGGUCCUGGUGCCCUCAGCGAAGAUGGCGGCAGUGGAGAAGCGGCGGCAGGCGGUGGCACCGGCUGCGGCUCCGGCAGCCAAUUUCACGGACAACGGCCGGGUCUCGAUGUCCCGGGGGGCGACGGCGGCCGAGAGCGAGGAGGACUUCCUGCGGCAGGUUGGCGUGACGGAGAUGCUGCGCGCGGCCCUGCUGAAGGUGCUGGAGGCGCGACCCGAGGAACCCAUCGCCUUCCUGGCGCACUACUUCGAGAACAUGGGCCUGCGCUCGCCGGCCAACGGCGGAGCCGGAGAACCCCCGGGGCAGUUCCUUCUGCAGCAGCAGCGCCUGGGCCGUGCGCUGUGGCACCUUCGCCUGGCUCACCACUCGCAGAGGACAGCCUUCAAUAACAACGUCAGCGUGGCUUAUGAGUGCCUAAGUGCCAGCGGGCGCAAGAAGAAACCUGGGCUGGACGGACGCACGUACAGCGAGCUGCUGAAGCGCAUAUGCAGGGACGGUGGGGCCCCGGAAGAAGUCGUGGCGCCCCUGUUGCGUAAGAUCCAGUGCCGCGACCAUGAAGCGGUGCCACUGGACAUCUUCCGAGCCGGCAUGCUCACCUGCUUCGUGCUGCUGGAGUUCGUAGCGCGGGCCAGCGCCCUCUUCCAGCUGCUGGAGGACCCGGGCCUUGCCGUGGCUGACCGCCGUGUGGGCCAAGCCGUGCUGGACACUCUAGAGGGGGCCCUGGGCACCGGCGACCGCGCCGCCGCGCCCGCGCGCUACCUAGAGGCCGGCUCGCGCUUGGGGCCGGACAGCCUGGCGCAAGCCUUGGACCGUGCGGCGGGCGGGCGGCGGCCCAGCUCGCCCAUGGCCCGGCAGGAGUUCCUGGAGAAGGCUGCUGCCCUCUUCAUUGCUAAGGUGACAAAGGAAGAGGGCAGCUGGGUAGGUGCAGCCACACCCAUGACAAACAGCAGCUGGAAUACUUUGGAGCCUUCCUCUCCACCACUACCCUAACAGGAGGAAACUGAGGCCUUCAGGAAGCCGGGAUUUCAGGUCCCGACUAUCUCCCAGCUUCCCGACUUUCGACGCAUCCUCCCUUUCCGCUGGCACAAGGCGACCUGAGAAGAGACCCGUCUUUCCCCUUAACAGGUAAAACCUAGGCUGGG
This is a messenger RNA of Castor canadensis (American beaver), 1587 nucleotides long. Lineage: Eukaryota; Metazoa; Chordata; Mammalia; Rodentia; Castoridae. The record is from RefSeq and is a predicted model, not a curated record.